UUCAUUCAAUCGUAGUUGUUGGCACGGAUAUAUUUUUUUUAUUUUAUUUAAGUAGAAACGAUUUAACAAUUUUUAACAACGCUUUUAAAGCACCAAAAACCAGAAAUUUUAUAAAAAAUUCAUAAACAACGAGUUUAACAACCUUCAAAUAUAAUGUUUUAUUAAUAAAAGUGUUAAAAAAUUCCUCUUUUUUUUUAAAAAAUCUCUUUUUCAUAGUUUGUUUUCUCUUUCAAUCUGUUUCACAAUAAAUUUAUUUCCAAACCACACUUUUCUAACGAAUAUUUUUGUGUGCCUUUAAGUGCUGUGCGACAGACAGUGUAAUAGUUUUGCAAAGAAAACAGAAUGCAGUUUUUUCAAGUUUUAGCCACAUUUACACUAUUGACUUUAACUACACAUAAAUGUUUAGUAAACAGUAAUUCCGCCCCCGGCGAUAAUAAAGCGGGCGGUAAUCGUUUCAAUACCCACCUAAGUGCAGUAGACAGUGGCGGUCAGCCGCCAACGGCCAGCAAUCAUCAGAGAUAUCAACACAUACCACCGCAUCAGCAGCAGCAGGCGCAUCAUCAACAGCAUCACAGCCAGCAUCAAUAUGCGUCUCAUGCAGCCGCAGGCGGUGGUGCUGGUGGUGCUGGCCACAAUAUGGUGGGUAGUGGCAUUCACCAUCCCUCCCAUGGAGCUGUUAUAGGUAGCCAGCAUAUUUAUCAUCCAGCUCCGAAUAGUGGUCAUGCGGAACACAAAAAUACCUACAAUCUUUUAAGUGAAGCCAUGUCUCAGGCCGUUAGUAAUGAAUUUAGCUCUCUAGGCAGUGGUUCGGCCGAUGGUGCUUGUCAUGCUGAUGAUCUUGAUUGUUAUAAUGAUCAAGAUCGUUUGGGCAUGGAGGCUAUUAGAAGUUUACAUCGUCAAUUAGAUGACGAUGAUAAUGGCAAUAUUGAUUUAAGUGAAUCUGAUGAUUUUUUGCGUGAAGAACUUAAAUACGAUUCGGGCUAUGAAAAACGUCAAAAAGCUUUCCAUUUCAAUGAUGACAUGCAUAUAUCUGUUAAAGAGUUAUGGGAGGCCUGGUUGAGAUCUGAGGUUCAUAACUGGACUACGGAACAGACCACCGAUUGGUUGGCCCAAUCUGUACAACUUCCACAAUAUGUAGAUCUAUUUAAACAGCAUAAGGUUUCAGGCGCUAGUUUGCCACGAUUAGCUGUUAAUAAUAUGCAUUAUGUCAGCAAUGUUUUGGGCAUUAAAGAUCCCAUACAUAAACAAAAAAUUGCCUUAAAAGCCAUGGACGUGGUAUUAUUUGGACCACCUAGAGAGACUGGCACUCGUUGGAAAGAUUACAUUUUAGUAACUUUACUAUUAAGUGCUAUAAUUGGUUGUUGGUAUGCUUACCAGCAAAAUAAAAAUGCUAAAAGACAUUUACGGCGUAUGGCUCAAGAUAUGGAGGGUUUGCAGAGAGCUGAACAAAGCUUGCAGGAAAUGCAAAAGGAACUAGAACGUGCUCGCCUGGAGCAAGAGAAUGUGGCCACCGAAAAAAUGGAUUUGGAGCGUCGCCUCAAAGAAGUACCCACCUUGACUUCCUCCAAUUCCGAUCUGGAAGUUCAACAGCUGAAAAAGGAAAUUGAAAUGCUGCGCACCGAAUUGUCUAGGGCAGAAAUUGAAUUGGUCGAUAAUUGCUGGGCACCACCGCCCCAGCUACAAUCCUGGCUGCAAUACACCUAUGAGCUGGAGAGUAAAAAUCAUUUGAAGAAACGUGUUUCGGCCGAGAAACAAUUGCAAUCGGCCCGAGAAGCUUGUGAGAAGCUACGCAAGAAACGUACAAGUUUGGUGGGUGCUUUCGUUUCCACUCAUGGCAAAAGUAUUGAUGAUGUGGAUCGUUCGAUUGUCGAGGCUCGUAAUUCGCUGGGUGAAGUCACGAAUGAGUUGCAAGAACGUUUACACCGAUGGAAACAAAUCGAACAGUGUAUGGGCAUGAAUAUUGUCAAUAAUAAUGGUUUGCCCUAUUUGGAGAGUGUGCUGUAUGGCCGUAAUGGCGGCGGUGGUAGUGGUUCUUCUGUUAAAAGUUCAAGAGCACGCAUUACCAGCAGCUCAGAUGAUUUAGAUGAUGAAUCUGUUCAAGAAAUUUUUUGUAUUUUGCCAGGUUUUCAUGAUGGUUACAGUCGGAAUUCGACUCUAAGUGCAUCCACCCUCUUGAAUAGUAGUUCGACAAUGGCACGAGAUGAUUCAUCGGGUAGCGAGGACAAUAUCGAAACUCAAUCGGUACAAUUUUAUUUGGGCAAUGCACCGCCAACACCUAUGCUGAAUGCGAGUGCGAUACAAACUCCAGCAAUAACGCCACGUAGCACCAUACAGCCACCAUUUGAAGUGAUGAAUCAUGUGGGCAAUCACAAUCACACGACGAGUAGUGCUAAUGUCAAUGCAGCAACAGCAUCAGCCAUUGCUGCAGCUGCAGCCGCAACAGGACAGCAGCAGCAACAACAACAACAUGCUUGUAACAAUGACAGUGUUGUACACGACCUAAAUCGUCAUAGCCCUUCGGUUUCAUCGGAACGCUCAGAUCGUUCUAUACCUGUGCCACCGCGUACUAAAAAGCACGCCCACACAAACUCGAUUUCGUCUACCACUUCGUCAGCUACGACAACGACUGCAACACAUAAUGUUACAUCAGUAGCCCCACCGCCACCUCCUCCAAGUGGCCCCAUAGGUCGUGCACCUUUACCUCCACCUCGUAAAUCAAAUCAGAGUCCAUUAUUAAGAUCCCAGAGUUCAGAUCUUAUGGCGGCAAAAGAUUUAUACAACUACUUGGGUAGACCACAGCCCCUGCAAUUGUUUAACAAAACAAAUAAUCAUACAAAUGGAGCAGGCUCAGCUGUAAAUACUACCACCAAUUUUAAACAAAUGGUUAAGCAGCACAGUACAGCAAGUCAACAAUCUACCUCAUCGACAUCAUCGUCCGUACACUCGGCACCCGAUCAGACAGGCAAACAACAAUCACCCUCACGCCUCUCCACCAACUCAUUAGAAAGACAAAUAAUGACACAACAUCAUAAUCAGCAGCAACAAUUUCAUCAUCAACAUCCUCAACCAGCCUCCUCCUCCAUACAAACAACAUUUUCCAAUUUGGAUAAAGAUCUACAACUAACCUCAUCACUUACUACCCUUCAAAGUUUAGGGCAAUUAAAAACUGACGAUAUUUUGCUAAUCAACAGCUCCCUAACAGACUCGAAUAUAUCGACUGAAUCAUCAUAUCACAGUGAUACACAGCUAAAUGUUUCCGAUAAAUCGAAUACUGAGAAAACAGCAUCAACUUCAACCUUAAAGAAACGUAAAAAAGGUUUACGUUUCGGUUUUGGCAGUAAGAAAUCUUCAAGUAAUUCGAGUCACGACUCGAGUACAAAAUCAAAAUAGAAUUUGUUUUUAAAAGAAAAUGGUAAAAUGAAAUCAUCAUAGAAGUACGAGUAUAUAACUGAAACAGGAGUCAAUUAUCUGUAAGGAUGAGAGGAUAAGUUUUUACAAAAAUCUAAUUUUUGACUCCUUUUUAAAUAGUCUUCCAUUUUCUAAAAUGAAUAAAAGAAAUGUAAAUUAGAAACUUAUAAUUAAAUAAAAAAGACACAAUAGAGACUUAAGGCACUUAUAAGCAAUAUUUAAAAUGUAAAUGAUGCCCAAAACACACCCUCCCUCCCAACGCGGCAAAAAUAGGUCUUCAAAAUGAAACAACAAAUAUUAGUAAUAAUGAAUACUACUUGUGUAUAAUAUAUACCUACUUUUUUUAAAAGUUAUUUUAAUAUCGAAUAAUUACUUAGUGCCUUUUCUUUAAUUAUUUUGUUGGCAAAGUGAUUUGAAAGGCUUUAAUGUUUUGUAUUGUUUUACUCUAAGUUUUUUUAGAAUAUUGUCAAUUGGCUAAUGUAGUAUAUUUGCAAGCACAGAAAAUUUGAUGUAAUUUUUUGCUAUAGACCUAGAAAAUGGUUUUCAAUCAUAUUGCUAAAUUAUAGUUUUUAUUAGCCAUCAUAGUAACAGUAAACAGAUUGCUCAGAAUUACUGUUUAGGUAUUGCAUAUUUACAAGACCUUUUCCAAAUGCAAACAUUUCUUGGAAAUAUAAAAUUUCAUUGCAAUCCAAUAUUAAUUGCUAAAAGCUAUACAGUCGAGCUACAUAACUCGCUUUUAAUAUUGAACUCCCCUAGAGAUUUGUUGUUGAGGUCCAGCAAAUUUUACUAUUUUUUGCUAGACUUGCUAUAUAUGCAGCAUUAAAUUAUGCUAGUAAUUGCAAUUUAUUUUGGGUUUUGAGAAAAUGUGAAAAACAAUUUGGAUAUUUAAAAUGUCGAAACUUGUAUUAGAUUCAAAUCAAAUGCUUUUUUAGCCCCACGAUGGCUUGUUAUUUCUUAACCUAAAGUUAUACUGUCUGUCAAAAUAGGUUUUGUAUGAAAAAUGUCAGUAUAACUUUGGGUUAAAAAAUAACUAGACUAUGUAAAAAUUGCUAUCGUGAUAUUCCCAUGAACUUUUCAUUCACAAUAGUUGAUUUUGUUCGUUACAGCUGUUUAUUGUUUACAAAAUUCCAUCUAAAAAUUCCACAACAUGGGAAAUUUUUUCACGUGAACAAAGUUGAUAAACGAAAAAUGGGAAAAGGGAACAUAUUUCAUGUGAAAUAUUUAGCCCAAUUAUGAAAAAAAAUUACCCGGAAUUUUUUUCCCUUUUCGUUUUUUUAACUAGAAUUUGAAUAGGAAAAAUGAGAAAAGGGAUUUUUUUUCAUAAUAGGGCUGAUUUAUUCGCGAUAGGGAUUAUAAAAUAGGAACAAGAAAUAAUCAUGUGAUAAUAUAUAAAAAUGCUUUAAAAAAGUUCCUGAAAUAUUCACCCCUAUCGUGAAAAACAUGUGUAAUUUAUGUUCCCAUGAAAUAUUCAUUUCCCUCGAAGGGAAAAUUGCUAUCGUGAUAUUCCCCUAAACUUUUCAUUCACAAUAGUUGAUUUUGUUCGUAGCAGCUGUUUAUUGUUUACAAAAUUUCAUCUAAAAAUUUCACAACAUGGGGAAUUUUUUCACGUGAACAAAGUUUAUGAACGAAAAAUGGGAAAUGGGAACAUACUUCAUGUGAAAUUUUGAUUCGCGAUAGGGGUGAUUGAUAACUCAUGAAUGAAUUGGUAAUAUUCUUUAUUGAAAGGUUUCCCACACCAAAGGCUGUAUGUUAUUUAGAAAGUAAUCCAUCCAAUUAAAUUUUUUGAAUUGAUUUGACUUUAGAGGAAUUAAGGACCCUGUUACUCAUUUUUUUCGGUAGUUUUUAUUCCGAUUGAUUUCGUUUUACGUUCUUCAGAUUCCGUGUAAUUUGUUAAUACAAAAAAUUAUGAUUAAAAAUUUUAGAAAAACAAAUAAUUACAAGAUAGAUAGAUAGAUUUGAAGGGUACACUUCCACUCGGACACCCAUAGGAUCCAUUGUGAUACCCUUUAGAAAUAUACAGGCCUGACACAGAAUUACAUUCCGAUCGAAAGUGGAAUGAAUUAAUUCCUUAUUUCUCUUCUUCAGCUAAAGUAAAACGAAAUUUUCUUUCGAAAUUAAACCUCUUUCUGUUUUCAAAGUGGAAUUGAUAUUUCAGAAAAUCUUGUUUUUCACAGUUAACUCUCAAUUAACAGGGUCUAAACUCCUGUUAGGUCAGUUUUUACCAUUCAAAUUGAUUUUUCACCUUAUAAUAUAAUAUAAAGCUUGUUUUCCAGUUCUAAAAAAUCGAAAACCAAAGAAUAAUUGUCGGCCAUGAAAAAUUGCGUUUUCGGUUUGAAGUCGUUAUAACAUUAUAUUUAUUCCAAUUACUUAAACAAAAUAUUGAAGUCUAUCGCAUCACUUUUUGUGAAAUUUGUCUCUCUUAUUUUUUUAACUAAACUAUUACUUGAAAGGUAUUGAUUUGACUUGUUCCCAUUACUGGCUAUUUUAAUUUAAAUGUUAAACAUAAACUUAUACUUAUUCUAUAUACAUACAUAAUUUUAAUUUAAUUAUUUUGUUUAAAACUUUAAAGCACUUAAUAUUAAUUGUACUUAUUUUAAAACUUUUUUCUUAUUUUAAUGCUUAAAGCACUUUACCAUGACCCUCCAAUUCGUUCGCCAUUUCCAAAAUAAAAAAACAAACGAAUCUACAACAAAAGACGUUACUUUAUAUUAAAUACUAAAAACGAUUAAUAAUUAAACUUUUAAUGGCCUUAGUUAUUUUAUUUUAUUUUUUUUCAAACAUUCAAAGCGCUGUGUAAUUAAUUUAUAAUUUAUAAAAACAAAUUAAUAAUUUUGAAAGCCACCUUUACUUAAUCGUUAAAUAUUAAAAAUCCUGGAGCAAUAUAUACAAUUUAAUGUUUUUUAUUAUCGAUUUUUUUUACAAAAAUAUUAUCUGUUUUUUUUAUAUGUUUUGCCUGUCUUACUAAAUUGAUAUUUUUUUUAUUGAAUUUAUAUACUUUAUACUAUUAAUAUUGUAAAUUAUUUUUAUUAUAAAUAAAAUAUAAUUAUGGUCUAUAAAUAAAAUCAUAAACAUCA
This is a messenger RNA of Calliphora vicina (urban bluebottle blowfly), 6482 nucleotides long. RefSeq names its product stromal interaction molecule (gene Stim). The transcript has 12 exons. Gene Ontology annotation, cellular component: plasma membrane; endoplasmic reticulum. NCBI's taxonomy places the organism in Eukaryota, Metazoa, Arthropoda, Insecta, Diptera, Calliphoridae. Gene Ontology annotation, biological process: activation of store-operated calcium channel activity; intracellular calcium ion homeostasis; store-operated calcium entry. The record is from RefSeq and is a predicted model, not a curated record. The coding region runs from base 343 to 3390 and encodes 1015 amino acids. Gene Ontology annotation, molecular function: calcium ion binding; calcium channel regulator activity; protein binding.